AUGGACAGUCAUAUUAACCCUACCCACCCUCUAGAACCAACAACAACAUCAGAAACAACUGCAUCACAAACACAAACUACAACUACUACAACAACAACAACAAAUACAAACAAGACAACAACAAUGAGAAUAGAUGAAGAAGAUAGUCUACCAAACAAAUUUACUCCUUUAUCAAUCGAUAUUAAUGAAACAAAUCAUCGUUGGAAAAUAAAGACAUUUAAUUCAAUUGAUUGUAAAUACAUUGCACAUGAACAAUGUCGUCAAAGAUCACCGCCCAUGUGUCGUGUCCCAUUUAAUCACAAGUCACCGUCUACAUCACCCGUUCCCUCCUCCUCCUCUGGUACCAAGGCAGAGGAAGAUGACACACAGUUUAUUCAUAAUCAUCAUUGGGUAGAAGGAAAUUUAAAGAGUGUAAAGAGUUGUAUUGUUUGUACACACAAGAUUGAAACAAGUUUCUCAUUGGCAAAUUAUCGAUGUACAUGGUGUAGUGAAUGUAUUCAUAGUCAAUGUUUUGAUAAACGUCCUUUAAAAUGUACAAUGGGAGAGUUACAUGAAAUGAUCAUCCCUCCAUCAAGUAUUCAAAUGAUUGAUGGUGAUGGUAUAUCAUUACUUGAUUCACCUAUAUUAUCACCAAAUCCAAUAGGUGCAUCGGAAGAUAAGAAAAAGAAUAGUACAUUGCAAUGGAAAUUGGUAUCACCAAUCCCAACCAAAACAUUAUUUAUAUUUAUUAAUUCAAAGAGUGGAGGACAGAUGGGUGAGACAUUUAUCCGAAAGUUCUCGGCGAUUGUCAACCCGUUCCAAAUAUUCGAUCUUAUUAGAGACGGACCUGACCAAGCCAUCACCAUCAUUAGAGACUAUCUAUUGGAGCAUCCACAGGACCAAAAUCGCAUUAGACUGUUGGUUUGUGGUGGUGAUGGUACUGUUGGUUGGGUGCUACAAGUACUCAAGAAAUAUAAUCUACCUCCUCUUCCCAUCUCUAUCAUUCCACUUGGUACUGGUAAUGAUAUGGCUAGAUCAUUGGGUUGGGGUCCAGGUUACGACAAUGAAAAAUUAACUGGUAUCUUGAAAGAUAUUUCUGAUGCUCAUUUAACAAAUUUAGAUACAUGGGAAAUAAAUAUUAAACAUGAUUUGGAAAGAGAUCAAGAACAAGACAAGAUGAUAGUAAUGAAUAAUUAUUUUAGUAUUGGAUUGGAUGCACAUAUUGCAUUGGGAUUCCAUGAAGCUAGAAAUGCUAAUCCAAAACUAUUUAUUGGUAGAACCAUCAACAAGAUGUGGUAUGGAAAGAUUGGAUUGGGUGAAUUUGUAAGCAAGAGCUUUGUGAGACUACACGACGUGUUGGAGUUGGUGGUCGAUGAAAGGGUAAUCGAUAUCGAUCCGGCAAUCGAAGGUAUCAUGAUUAUCAAUGUAAAUAACUAUGCUGGCGGUGCAGACUUGUGGAAAGGAAAGCGUCCAAACCACUUGCAACCACUCGAAAUUGAUGAUGGCAAAAUUGAAUUGGUCGGUGUCACUGGUGUCGCCCACAUGGGUACUGUGAUUAGUGGUAUGGCCAGUCCUAUUAAAAUAGCCCAAGGUCACUCGAUAUCCAUCCGAUACAAGGCACCUGCCAACCCAAAAAAGAUUAAACACACCAGAAUAGCCGUCCAAGUCGAUGGUGAACCAUUCAAAGUACACGAUUGCUCCAUCUCUAUCACCUUUCAAAGAAAGGUUAGUAUGUUGGUUAAAAAAGGUUUCCAUACCAAAUCCCACCACGAUAAUGAAAACGUCGAUAAUAAUUUAUACUAUGGUGAAUCAAUCAAUAAUCAACAAUCAUUUGUCAUUGCAACUUCACCUUCAAACAAUGGACAACAAUUCUCACCUUUACCAAUGAAUGAACGUCCACCUCGUCCCAAUACUCAUAAUGGUCAUGGUGAUUUAGUUGAAUUGGAUUUAAUGAUUCCAUCUAAACAACAACUACAAAAUAAUAAUGAAACUUUAGAUUAA
Cavenderia fasciculata is the source of this 1980-nucleotide messenger RNA. Its product is annotated as diacylglycerol kinase. The record is from RefSeq and is a predicted model, not a curated record. The coding region runs from base 1 to 1980 and encodes 659 amino acids. NCBI's taxonomy places the organism in Eukaryota, Evosea, Eumycetozoa, Acytosteliales, Cavenderiaceae. The transcript has 3 exons. Gene Ontology annotation, molecular function: ATP-dependent diacylglycerol kinase activity.